Paecilomyces variotii is the source of this 1062-nucleotide messenger RNA. Its product is annotated as TfdA family taurine dioxygenase. Gene Ontology annotation, cellular component: cytoplasm. The transcript is spliced from 5 exons. Gene Ontology annotation, molecular function: 2-oxoglutarate-dependent dioxygenase activity. The record is from RefSeq and is a predicted model, not a curated record. The coding region runs from base 1 to 1062 and encodes 353 amino acids. NCBI's taxonomy places the organism in Eukaryota, Fungi, Ascomycota, Eurotiomycetes, Eurotiales, Thermoascaceae.
AUGCCUGCUCCCGUUGAAUCGUCAAACAUUAGAGGCGGCCAUGAACUAGCACGCCCUCGCCUCUCCAGAAACCUUGAGUAUUCUGGUUCGCUAGACUCAUAUUCAUAUUCAGACUUGACUCCUGUUAUCGGUCGAGAAUACCAAAGCCUGCAGAUUACGGACAUAUUGGAAUCCAAGGACAGCGAUCGUUUAAUCCGCGAUCUUGCCGUGACCAUUUCCGAAAGAGGAGUUAUCUUUCUGCGAAAUCAGGAUGCCUCAACUGAGCAGAUGCGUGCAUUCAUAGAGAAAUUGACCUCCUUGGCUGGCUGUCCCGAAUCAUCAGGUCUACAUAUCCACCCUUUAACGGAAGAAGGGAGUGAACUCGGCGAUCAAAUCAGCGUCAUCAGCAGUACAAAACAGAAGAAAGGCGGAGGUCUCACGCACCAACUCAGUGAUACUAGCCGCCUGGCUUCUGUCGGAUGGCAUUCCGAUAUCACUUUCGAACCAGUUCCGUCAGAUUAUGCCACGCUUAAGAUUCACACCCUUCCUGAGACCGGGGGUGACACACUGUGGGCAUCUGGUUAUGAGAUCUACGACCGAUUGUCGCCAGAGAUGGCUGCUUUCUUAGAGAAAUUGACCGCAACACAUGAUGCUAAGUUCUUCCAUGAUGAGGCGGCUAGGCUGGGAAAUCCAUUGAGAACAGGUAUCCGAGGAUCGCCAUUGAACCAAGGUGAUGAAUUAACGGCCGUACAUCCUGUGAUUAGGACAAAUCCGGUCACGGGUUGGAAAUCUGUAUUUGUCAACAGAGGCUUCACUCGCCGAAUUAAUGGAGUAACGAGAGACGAGUCAGAUAUGCUGCUACAUUAUCUGUUUAAUUUGGUUACACAAAACCAUGAUGCUCAGGUUCGCUUCAAGUGGAGUACGGACGAUGUCGCUAUUUGGGAUAAUCGCUCAACAUGGCACACAGCCACAUAUGACUAUGAAGAUGCGCGGGCGGGAGACCGUGUCUGUAGUCUGGGCGAAGCUCCUUAUUUGGAUCUCCGCUCGAAGUCCAGAAGACAAGCUUUAGCAGAAAGAGAUUAA